Thecamonas trahens ATCC 50062 is the source of this 5283-nucleotide messenger RNA. RefSeq lists its product as uncharacterized. Bases 1 to 5283 code for a protein of 1760 amino acids. The record is from RefSeq and is a predicted model, not a curated record. NCBI's taxonomy places the organism in Eukaryota, Apusomonadida, Apusomonadidae. The transcript has 2 exons.
AUGCUCGCGAAGAGGCUAGUGCUUGUGGCAACUUUACUUCUUGCCACCGCUGCUGUGCUCCCGCAGCCCGGAGCCUGCUCCUUUGCAACCAUUGACGCGGUUCUCGCCACGGCGGGUGGAGUCGUGGGCUCGGUCAAAUUUCCCCGCCCGCGGCCGUCGUUUGCGAAUAUUUCGUCGGCGCCCGGAUACGUAUCGAUGUUCAUGCCGCCAACGCCGCUCAAUCAAGUCCCCUACUGGGCACCCUAUGCUCGGGUGCUGAAGUAUGUGCACAGCGCGCCGCGGGUGAUCUUUACCAACAAAGCCGGAGUGAUGAUCCAGAUUACCGACUCCUACGAGAAAGGGUACUGCCCGCUACCUGCGGGCGGUAGUCACGGAGACACCAAAUUGCGCGCCGUCUUUACUGCGUACACCCCAGGCACAGCGUUUGGUCUCGAUUCAGAGUAUCUUAAUUGUGGCUCAUAUCAAGAGGCCGGAUACAGUAUUGUGGGUCAUAUUGGCGAUCACAACAUUGCCACUCUCGGCAACAGCAGCAUCACCAUCGCCGCCGCCGUCCCGAACCACACCGGUGUCCGCCUCCAUACGCGGACCUCGCCGGGAACGUGGGAAGUCGCUGAUCCGCUGUGGUACAUCACUCCGGCGAACGGGAUUGGUAUGGUCGAGAUGGAAGACGGCUACUUUUUCGCACUCACUACCCAGACACCCAACGUCGAGUGCAAGGUCUACGCCACGCCACCAGAAGGCGUGUGGCCGCCCGGAGCCGCAGUUGCCACAACUUCGUGUGGCUAUUCGUCGACGGGCCAGCUGACUCCAAUUGUCUCGGUCAAGUCGCAAGAUCCAUCCGAUAAUUACUACGCCAUGUUCGCGUACGACAAGGGCACGAAAACGCUCGUGCUUUUCAUCAUAGAGCAAGUGUCCGGCGCCAACGUGGUCGUCACGGCGCGCGAUCCGGCACAGUAUUGGUCGCCAGCCGGAGCCAUAACUAUGAUUGGCUCGUCUCGCAUUGUCGCUCUCGAUCCAGGUGGCUAUGUCCUCGCAUGGGUGCACCCUGGCCAUCCCGAUGACGACGGCGGGAGCGGCGUCAUUGCUCGGGUUUUCCGCUCCGACGGUGAGCCACUCACAGAUGAGUUUGUGGUGGGAAAGGGCGUGAUAGACACGGGAAAUGACGAAGAUGACGUCGCUGUCUUUGUGGAGGAUGGUUUUCUCGCCUUUGGCGUCACCUUUUUGUCCGACGCUGGUGUGGCAAAGCACUACGUUGCCUCGUUCUCGCUUGACGUGUCCGGCUUUGACUGGAAUUCGCAGACGAACGUCGUUUUGCGGACUUCGCCGCUAGCAGACAUGCCGGUGCCGCCGAGCAUGACGAUGGAUGCAACGGCGUUGCGUGCUGGUACUCGAGUUCCACAUCGAUUUGCACCGGGCCUGUUCUCGGCCUUUGAAACUGCUAUCAUGUAUCGAGUCCAUUAUGAGACGUACCUUGGCUAUACCCACGUUGCCCUCUCUCGUGAUCGCAUCGUGCUUGACCCAGUGCGGUGCAGUGAGCUCGGUGCGCCUGCUUUCAAUCUGGAGUGCCUUGCUGCUGCUCUCGUGGCACCGGCUGUCAACGACCUACCGGCUAUCAACCACGGUUUCCACAUUCGGCUCCCGGCCGGGACGUGGACCGGUUGCCCGCCACAAGGCGUGACGAUUCCGUUUGCGCUCACGCUUGCGGGCGAUGGGCAGGGUGCCACAGUUGUCGAUUGCGCCGGCGCCGGUCGUGCGUUUGUCUUCAACGGCACAGGACUGGCGCCCCAUGCCGAGCUCGCGGGCUCGGUUGUCUUGGCCGACAUGACAAUCAAGAACGGGUGGGUCGCAGCUGCGGUGCCCGCGGCUGGCUCCAUUGUGGCGGGUGGAUGUGUGGCGGUCAUCGACUUUGCAGGCACCGGCGUAUGGGUACACGUCCAGGAUGCAACGCUUUCCAACUGCACUGUGACGAGCGAGGCAACCGAGCAAGUGCCGCGGUCCUCGACGAGCAACGCCGAUGUCGAGUACGAUGUGACGCUUGUUGGUGGCGGGCUUGGCGUGGUCAACACGGCCGACGUCUGGGUCUCGCGAGUCCGGAUAGAGCUCUGCAGCGUGACCAUGCCAUACCUUCCGGUCUUUGCAUCGUCGCUCUUGCGCACGCCGCGAAUGUAUGGGGGAGGGCUCGGUGUGAUGUUCGACCAGAUGGUGGGUGCAUCGUAUGACGCGGCCGUUGAUGACCCACGCAGUCGAGGCGUGGUCAUCGAAGACUUCACUGCGGUUGGCAACUUGGUGAUGACACCGUCGUCCCGAGCUAUCGGCGGGGGCGGUGGUGUGGCCGUUGCAGCUCUUCCGGUUGACAUCGGCUUGAUUAUCGUUGCGUCGGUGGCAGCUGACGGCAACUCAGUGUCUGGAAGCCAGCUUGCCGGUGGCGGCAUGCUCUUUGCCGACACCGCGCUACGGCCGGCGUCGACAUUCAUUGGCCCAUCGCUUGCUCUUUCGAACAACAAGGCACCGAGCGGUGGUGGAUUGGCCCUUUCAGCGGUGACGUCGACAUCGAUUGAGCUGAUUGAGCUACUUGGACUCGAGCUGCGGGGCAACAUCGCCGUCGGUGUCGGCGGCGGCCUGAGUGUGGCUUCGCCAAGCUCGGCCGAUGCUCGGGUAGUGAUCCGUGAAGCAGUCGCUGCAGGCAACACGGCUGGCACGAGUGGUGGAGGCACAGGCAUUGCUGGCCUUGCAUUGGUGAUUGUCUCGAACUCGACCUUUGACGGCAACCACGCCAUGCGCGGUGGCGGGCUGGCCGUCGCUGAUCAGGCCAUCCUGCAGCUGGACAAUACGCAGGUUGUGGGCAACACUGCGGAGUAUGGCGGAGGCCUUGCUGCAGAGGGUACGACAUGUCUACUGCAGUCUGGAUGCGCGAUUACUGGCAACGUUGCGGGCCGGUACGGCGGCGGCGCGCUCGUCUCGUCGGGCACGCUGACGUAUGCGGCGGGAGACGUGGCGGUGUCAGGCAACCGAGCUGAGAUUGCGGGCGGUGGCGUGUUUGAGUGUCUCCUCUCGCAGGCGUGUGGCAAGACUCUUGCCUCGCCGUGCAAUGGAGUUGGAAGUGGCGACGUGAGCAGCAUGACAUACGUUGAGAGCAUCUCACCUGCGGACGCUGCGGCGCAGACGACGCUCAACACGCCGUCAAACCUUGCAUCUGACCCGGUGGCUCUUGUCAAGACGGACGGCACGACGACAGGCAUGGUGGCCACGAUCUCGUCAGGCCAGGCGCCGUUUCCCAGUCUUGCUGUCCACGCGGUGGAUUCGUAUGGGGCGAUGUCGCUGUUUGCGUACAAUGCGCGGCUGGUGGCAGUCGCAGAUGCAGGCGGUGCGGCCGCGCUCGCGCUCGCACCGGCUUAUAUUCCAGUGGGGUCGGCCGAACAGAUGAGCGUGGCGACGGCGACGUGCAGCAGUGAUGCGGGCGGCAGGUGCGAGCUGAGCCAGGCGCGCGUGCUUGCGUUGACUGUAGACGAUCUGUCUACGAGCUACGUGGUGGGCGUGGAGAUGGAAGACAUGACUUGUGUGAGGCUUGCGACGCCGAUGGUGGUGGCGAUUAUGCCAUGCAAGGAGAAUGAGAUCACGGUGGUUAGCAGCACGGUCACGUGUGAGGUUGCUUGCACCGCUGGCGAGUACCUCGACGGCGAGCAGUGUUUGGCUUGCAAGCCAGGGACGUUUCGGUCGGACGCGAGGCACCAGCUGGAGUUGUGCAGUACAUGCCCCGGGGGUAUGUUCUCGUUUGGUGGCGCUGCGGCGUGUCGGGUGUGUCCGAUUGGUGGCGACUGCUCGGAUCCAACGCGGAUCCUUGCUGCGCCUGGCUUCUGGUACCCAUAUGGCAAUGCGAGUGCGCAAUUAGACAUGGGUGCGUUCCUGGCGUGCGAGCCGGCCGAGGCAUGUCCAGGCGGAGCCGGAUACACGCAGUGUGCUCCAGGAUACGCAAACAACUUUGCGUGCUCCAAGUGCAACAUGGUCUCGGUGGUGAUUGUGAUCGCGCUGGUGGCGGUGGGAAUUGCGGUGGGAAUUGUUGUUAUCACCCUCGUGGUGCGAGCGCAGCGGAUGAAGACGCAACGACGUGUGCGCUCGCUUUCUGUUGUGCCGCAAAUUGUCAAGACGGCGAUCAAUACUGCGCAAACACUCGCAGUGGUGUUUGCGUUACGUGCGCAGACGUCAAAGCUGCUGGCGACGACGGCUGCGCAAGCUCUCACGUUCUCAGCGCUCUCGAUGGACAUUGUGCCGAUCCGGUGCCUGAGCAACUUGAGCGUGUACCAGUCGUUUGUGGCGACGAUGCUUGUGCCAAUCGCCAUCGUGUUUGUCUCAGGACUGUGCAGCUUGGUCGCGUCGCCGACACAGCCUGCACUAGCGGCACGACAAGCUGCGACUAUUGCUGCGGUAGGGUUUUUCCUCGCCUAUCCUGCGGUGGCACGCUCGGCCAUGUCAAUGCUUGCUUGCCGAGCGUUCUCGCUCCGGUCUGGGCUCUGGCUCGCUGACGAUCUCGACAUCCAGUGCUUUGUGGGGAGCCACGCAGUGUAUGCAGGCGUCGCUGUGGUGGCCAUUGUGGUGUAUGUUGUGGGAGCGCCUCUGGCGCUCCUGCUUGCGCUUCGUGCGGCGCCUGCGGAUCGCUACUCGCGAUGGUCGUUCUUUGCCGGCCAAUACCGCAGUCGAGUGUGGUUCUGGGAGUGGGCCAUUCUGAUUCGCAAGGUGGGCAUGACCGCGCUUGCGGUGUACUCGCGGCGCGCAGUGGAGCAGCUGGUGAUGACGAGCCUGGUGCUCAUUGUUGUGCUUGGCGCGCAGCUGUAUGCGCAGCCACUGAUUCUGCGGAAGCUCAACAAUGCCGAAGCCGGGGGCGUUGCCGUCUGCAUCUACGUCGUCUUGGCUACGUUUGCGAUCUUCUCGCGGGACCGGACAGACGCCGACGUCGAGUCGGCCGGCCGGGCCACGCCCGCGCGUUCCCAGUUUGUGUCGUUCUUGGAGUACUCGGCGCUCGCUGCCAUUGCGGGCUACUUUCUCUGGCUCUUCUCGCUCGUUUUUACCAUGCGACGGGCGGCAAGCGCGAUCGUUCCGCUUUCCUACUCGCAAUCCGAGCCCGGGUCCGAGUCAGGCGACAACGUGUCGGCCACCGAGCUCGUCGUCGUCACAUCAAGAGGCAAGACAGUCGUCUCGGGCUCCAGCUCGAGCUCGGACUCGAAAGAUCUCGACACGUACUCGGGUGCAAUGCCGAUGUCAUCGUCAUCAACUUUGUCGACGCUGUAG